UUCCUUCUCUCUCUCAACGAACAGAGACAAGCUAAGUGAUAGAGAUUUGGAGAGAGAAGCUCCGAAGAUAUAAAUUCAUAACCCAAUCUUCGGAGCUUCCAUCAAGAAAAGUCUCGAUAUUUCCUUUCCCCUUCUCCGUCAAUUCUUAUCUCUCCCUAAGUACCAAAAGGUAAGUUAUUUAUUUAUUUUAUAAAAUUCAAUUCCUAUUUCCAUAUUAGACUCUGAUGCAUUGAAGUUCAUGCUAAAAUGUUAUUACCCAUCUGAGCAAUACCAAAUACCCAUCACCAUUCCAGGUUCCUGAAUCCUGAUGAAAAUUUUCGUUUUCAACGAGGUUGUGAUUGGAGAAGCAGUGAUUUUUGGUUGAAGGGGCUAAGAUGCCAUCUGGGUUUCUCGUGAAGCUGAACUUAGGAUUUAGGACAUUGAUAAUUGCUAGAAAUUCAGCCUUUUCAUUAAAUAAUCCCACUCAAUUAUCAGUAAGGCGUUCUCUUAGUGGAUAUUCUAUGGCUGCCUCGGGUUCCAAAGCUGUGUUUGGUGAUACUUAUAUUGAUGAUAUGAUUACCACUUGUGGAAAUGGAUUGGACUUUUCGAAGCCUAGCGGUGUUUUUUUUGCGGAUAGAAGUCGAGCCAGUUGCUUAAAGGCAAGCGUGAGAAUGAGAAAUGGGGAGCUGCCAAAUAGUCGUUUGGUUUGUGGGUAUUCUUCAUUUGAUGCUAUUAUAGGGAGUAGUAAUUUGAAUGGUUUUGUUGCUGGGCCAUCGUUGAAGAACUUCCACACCUUGUCUUCUGCUAAAUUGUCUGCUGGAGCUGCUCGUGAUGUGUCGUUUGACGGAAAUUCUCGUGAGGAACAACUGGGAAACUCCACUAUGGUGUCUGGCCAAACCCUGAAGCUGCUCUCAGGAUCAUGUUACUUGCCACAUCCUGAUAAGGAAGAAACAGGUGGGGAAGAUGCUCACUUUAUAUGUGCUGAUGAACAAGUCAUUGGUGUAGCAGAUGGAGUAGGAGGCUGGGCGGAUGUAGGAAUCAAUGCAGGAUUAUAUUCUCGGGAGCUCAUGUCAAAUUCUGUAAGUGCAAUAAAGGAUGAGCCUGUGGGUUCAAUUGAUCCUGCUAGGGUGCUAGAGAAGGCACACUCCAACACAAAAGCCAAGGGUUCGUCAACAGCUUGCAUAGUUGCCCUUACAAAUGAGGGUAUACGUGCUAUUAAUCUAGGAGACAGUGGAUUCAUGGUGGUCAGAGAUGGAUCCACGGUGUUCCAAUCCCCAGUACAGCAGCAUGGCUUCAAUUUUACAUACCAACUAGAAAGUGGGAAUCACGGUGAUCAACCAAGCUCCAGCCAGGUAUUCAUAUUUCCUGUUUCUCCUGGUGAUGUAAUUGUUGCUGGAACGGAUGGAUUAUUUGACAACUUAUAUAACAAUGAGGUUACUGCUGCUGUUGUUCAUGCGGCAAGAGCUGGCUUAGGGCCCCAAGCAACAGCUCAGAAGAUUGCAGAUUUGGCACGUCAACGGGCACUGGAUAGGAACCGACAGACACCCUUUUCUGCUGCUGCUCAAGAUGCUGGGUUCCGCUACUAUGGUGGUAAACUUGAUGACAUAACUGUUGUAGUGUCAUACGUAAUGAGCUCCAACAAUUUGUGAUCAUGUCCUCUCCUACGAGGCUGCACCACCAAUUGUUGGUAUCGUGACGCACUUCUUUAUAUUGGGUGGAAAAGCCUGUAGGCCGUUGCUGACUUCUUGCCAUGAAACCUGUAUCUUUGAUCACUCUUUUUUUGAUAAAUGAAGCUGAGCAUCUUUGAUCAUUCCAUUUUUCGUCAGUGAAGCUGUUAUUGUUCCUAUGGUACUAACUUGAUGGUGAUCAUUCACCCAAUGCAUAAAAGAGUUGAAAUUUUACCAGUGAAUUUAACUUCCUGGAAA
This is a messenger RNA of Jatropha curcas, 1904 nucleotides long. Lineage: Eukaryota; Viridiplantae; Streptophyta; Magnoliopsida; Malpighiales; Euphorbiaceae. The record is from RefSeq and is a predicted model, not a curated record.